Nannizzia gypsea CBS 118893 is the source of this 543-nucleotide messenger RNA. RefSeq lists its product as hypothetical. NCBI's taxonomy places the organism in Eukaryota, Fungi, Ascomycota, Eurotiomycetes, Onygenales, Arthrodermataceae. The record is from RefSeq and is a predicted model, not a curated record. Bases 1 to 543 code for a protein of 180 amino acids. The transcript has 3 exons.
AUGACCAGCUCGUCAGGAUACACCGUCAUCCAGCGCUUCCGGUGGCCUGAGAUCCGCCUGCACGUCUGGCUGCUCGUCAACCUCGCCUCCUCAGCGACCUGCCUGGGCAUCUUCAGCUGGUUCCUCUUCGUCCAGACACAGCUCUCCGUCUCGACCCCAUGGGUGUUCCCGUUCAUGGUAGCAACCGCCGGCCUGGGCCUGCUGUUCGUCUUCUUCAUGCUCUUCCUCAUCCAGCGCGGCCUGCUGCUCCCCGACAUCAUCAUCCUCGGCUGCUUCGUCCUCUUCGUCCUCUGGCUGACCGGCCUCAUCGGAACCGCCAUCGAGCUCUACGGCACACAAGCAAACGUCAACUCAAACUGCCAGAACUACGUCGUCAACAUGCCCUCCAAGGGGCCCAGCAUCAACACCCUCGCCUGGCUCACCCAGAUCACCAUCUGUAACUGCUGGAAGACGGCAUUCGCCUUUGAGCUGGUCAGCACCGUCUUCUACAUCUGGAUGCUCAUCAUCGCCUUCCAGGUCCGCAGGGGUUUCUUCCUGAAGUAG